GAGCUUGUCGCUUUUCUGUUGCGCGACUUUGCGUGGACUGGCGUGGACUUGCGUGGUGGUGUGCUCGACCCUGUGGCUGACGAAAAGGACACCGUCACCUUCCUGGCUGGCUGUAUACUUCCUUCCCCGGUGCUGACCCGAUAACAAACAUCUCCACCUCCACCUCCACCUCCACUCCACCACCCACCGGUCUGUCAUUGCAGUCAGCACAUCCCAUGGCUUCUGUCGAAACGCCCGAACCUCCGCGGAGCUUCGUCCUCCACGUGCUGUGCCCUUCGCUGCCUCCUCCCAACAAGUUCUCCCUCGAAGGCCUCUCCCCCUCCAGCACCGUCGCCGCCCUCAAGGCUCGCAUCUCGCAGACCAUCCCCAGUGAACCCUCUCCUGAGUCCCAGCGCCUGAUCUACCGGGGAAAGCCCCUGAUAAACGAUGUCGUGACGCUGCGAGACGUGCUGGAGCCGGCGAAUGAAUCCGAGUACUCCAUCCACCUCGUCCUCCCUCCAGCUCCAACUCCCCAUGCCUCCAGCUCUGCCAGUGCCCCAGCCACAACCCCGGCACCGGCACCAGCCCCGGCCCCGGCACAAGCACAAGCGCCCCGAAUCCCAGGCAUCCCCGUCUUCGCCCACAGUCCCUUUUCGCCCACUCGACUCCCACCCCAAUUCCCAGCCCAUGGCCAAGAACUCAGAUACCGAGGCCCAAUGCCCUCCGCUCCUCACGAGGCGGAGAUCGGGCUGGCUCUGCGCCGGAACAUAGAGGCCAUCCGCCGACAGAUCGAUAUGCAGGAACGGGGCGCACCAUUGGGCGGCGCAUCGGAGGGGCCAGGCACAACUAGACACACAACGGGACACCUCUCCUCUUCGUCCGAAUCCACAGUGAUCUCCCAUUUCUCCACCACCACCACCGGCACCAACAACCUCCCCGAGGAGAUCCGAAUGCACCUGCAGCUCCUCCGCCAUCAGAUCUCCUUCAACGAGGACCAACUGAACCGCGGCGUCGCGCCUCCCAUGGACCACAUCAUCCGCAUCCGCACGCAGCUGUUCACCCUCCUCGACGAGCAGUACCAGAACCCACUUACGGAACGCGACGGCUCGAUCGAGUCGCUCCUCACGCGGGUCUUCAACAUCUACACUCGCGCCGAUCAACUCCGCGUCUCCCACGCCCGAACCACCCUCGCCCCGUCCGUCCUCCCCCUCUACCUCCUCUCCUCGCCAACCGGCUACCAAGCCCUGAUCGCCACUCCCCAAGGCGCAGCAACCAUGCAGCCAUCCCUCGACGCCAUCCGUGCCAUGCACGCCUCCGCAGCCGUGCCCCGUCCCGCCGCCACUGCCACCACCACCGCCGGUCCAGAACUCCACAACGCCAACGCCGUAGUCAUGGAGAACAUGGUGCGCCAGGCGGUUCUCAACCAGCGCGUCGAGAACAACGGCCAGUUCACCUUCGCGCGCACCAUCCGCCGCAUCUGGCUGUUCGUCCGGCUGUACUUCUUCUGCUACAUGUUCAGCGAGCCCGGCACGUGGACCCGCGUGCUGUUCGUGGCCCUGGCCGUGCUGACCUCGCUUCUGUCCGAGACCGGCGUCCCGCAGCAGCUGUACCGCGUGUUCGUGGCCCCCGUGCAGCAGCAUCUAGAGGGUCUGGUCCAUUUCGCCCCCGAGCCUGCGCCAGCACCCCAUGGCACCCAGCCGACAGACCGAGCGAACGCACCACCCCUCGGGUUGCUCUCUGGGGUCCGACACCAGAUCAGACGGGUCGAGCGCUCGUUGGCCCUCUUCCUGGCUAGCUUGGUCCCUGGCGUGGGCGAGCGGCACGUCGAGGUCCGCAAUGCCGCUGAGGCGGCCCGUAUCGCCGAGCGCGAGCAGGAGGAACGUCGUCAGGAAGAGGCGGCCCGGGAUGGGGAGGGAGCUGAAGCUGUGCAGGCGCAGGAAAACGGAAAUGCAAAUGCAAAUGGAGAGAGACCGGUCGAAAAUGCAGCGCAUACACCCACCGGUGAGAAUUAGCUGCGUUGGCGUUUUCAAGUACAGUACAUAGCUUGGUGUUGGCCGCGCGUUGGCGUGAUGAUGUAUGAUAGUGCAGUUGCAUUAAGCGUAUCUCAAUACGUGUCUCUAGGAGAA
Molecule: messenger RNA, 2105 nt
Organism: Aspergillus heteromorphus CBS 117.55
Lineage: Eukaryota; Fungi; Ascomycota; Eurotiomycetes; Eurotiales; Aspergillaceae
Exons: 4
Coding region: 216-1991 (591 amino acids)
Biological process (GO): endoplasmic reticulum unfolded protein response
Molecular function (GO): protein binding
Source: RefSeq, a predicted model, not a curated record